This is a messenger RNA of Aspergillus pseudonomiae, 1653 nucleotides long. Its product is annotated as branched-chain amino acid aminotransferase, cytosolic. Lineage: Eukaryota; Fungi; Ascomycota; Eurotiomycetes; Eurotiales; Aspergillaceae. The transcript is spliced from 3 exons. The coding region runs from base 319 to 1524 and encodes 401 amino acids. Gene Ontology annotation, biological process: L-leucine biosynthetic process; L-valine biosynthetic process. The record is from RefSeq and is a predicted model, not a curated record. Gene Ontology annotation, molecular function: branched-chain-amino-acid:2-oxoglutarate transaminase activity. Gene Ontology annotation, cellular component: mitochondrion.
UGGCAACGUUCCAAACAUUGAGUCGGGCCUAAGGAAAAAAUCUUUUCUUGCGCCCUAUGACAUCGAACCUUAAAAGAAGCCAAGAGAAGUCAUUGGAGACAUUGAUUUCUUCUCUCCUGUAGAUACUCGUUUCAAUCAGUAUUUGUAUCACGCAUCGUCCGCAGCCUGCAGACUUCAGAGACCUGCCCCGAUCUCGCACCCAAGAAAAGCGCACGAGUGUUUCGUGACUCACACCACACGGUUUAUAAUUCCGUACCCACGCCAGAUCUUCAUUCCUCAAACAUAAGUUCAGACACUUGAAUUGUACAAACAUCCAUCAUGGGUUCCGUUGCACACUCUGUGGCAGAGCUUGAUGCCUCUGUGGUCAAGAUCACUCGGACGACAAAUCUCCGCCCAGUUCCUGAACCGGGCUCGCCCGAGGAACUGAGCCAUUCGCACUGUACUGACCAUAUGGUCACUGCCCGGUGGACCGUGGCCAAUGGCUGGGAAACCCCCGAAGUGAAGCCCUUUGAGAACCUGAGCAUUCCUCCCACAGCGUCUUGCCUGCACUAUGCCACCGAGUGCUUUGAGGGGAUGAAGGUGUACAGAGGAUUCGAUGGCAAACUGCGUUUGUUCCGCCCGGAUUGCAACGGGGAAAGAUUGCUCAUGAGUGCUCAGAGAACCUCUUUGCCCAGCUUCCGGUAUGAGGAGCUGAAGGUUCUCAUCGCUAAGUUGAUGCAGAUCGAUGGACCCCGUUGGCUCCCCAAGGACCAACCCGGUCGUUUCCUCUAUCUCCGUCCCACAUUGAUCGGCAGCGGCCCUCAUCUGGGUGUUCAGACUCCCAAGGAAGCCCUUCUUUUCAUCAUCGCCGUGCCAUGGCCUGACCCGUCCAAGUUGAAGAAGCCCGAAGAAGGCACCAAACCCGGAUUGAAGCUUCUUGCCUCUUCACCCGAUACUAUCCGUGCCUGGCCAGGUGGCUUCGGCUAUGCAAAGCUCGGAGCGAACUACGGUCCUUCGUUGGUCGCACACGGUAAAGCUCAAGCUACUGGCUUUGAUCAGAUUCUUUGGCUGUUUGGUCAGGACCGUCAAGUGACUGAGGCCGGUGCUAGUAACUUCUUCAUUGUUUGGGAGAACAAGGAAACAGGAAAGAUCGAGCUUGUCACCGCACCCCUGGACAACCAGUUGAUCCUUCCAGGUGUUACUCGCCGUAGUGUUCUCCAACUUGCACGCUCAGAGCUGUCAAAGCCUACUGGCUCCCUUGCCCCGGUUGAGGUUGUUGAAAGGGACUUCACUAUUGGCGAGGUCGAACAGGCUUGGAAGGAGGGCCGCAUCAUCGAAGCUUUCGUUUGUGGCACUGCCUUCUUUGUUACGCCAGUUAGGCUUAUCCGGAAUGGUGACGUCGAUAUGGACAUGCUGGAAGCUGGUGCAGCCCGUGCAGGAUAUGCAGCCCAGAUCAAGUCUUGGUUGGAGGCCAUCAUGUACGGCAAGGAUGGCAAGGAGAAUGAUGAAUGGUCUUACAUCAUUGAGGGAGAGAGUGAAAAAUAAGGGAGAAUAAAAAGUUCUGAUGAUGAAUACGGUAAUGAGAGGUUGAGGUGGGGUUGGUUGCAUUGUACAUAACCUGAUGGCCUGCAUGUCACGGGGUCAAAGCUCCUUGCAUAGAUCAUAGAUUUCAAU